AUGUUAAAGGUUUCUAACGAGUUUGGUGUGGGAGAUGAAGCUUUAAUUCGUCAGGGUACUCUUCGCCGAAAAUGUAGUUAUCCAACUUGCACGUUUCGGCAUGAAAUCACGAAUUAUCGACAUCUGAACGGCGGGGUCCCGACUUCUAUCAAAUAUUUAAAUACUAUGUCAGGCUAUUUCCAGCGUUCCUCUCAGCCCUCAAGCAUGGAGCCGGAGACCAGCCACAACAAUUCCAGCACCCCUCUGCGGCUCUUCGUAGAUGCCAAGAAGAAGAUCAACGAAAUCUUCGGGGAGAUUGCCUCGCAUACGAGAGAGAGCAAAGACUUCAUAGCUGGGAUUCCGAGUGAUCUCCACGUGGUAUCUGAUGACCUACAGGAGAAAGUCCAGGGCUUCUACACGCAGGUGCAGGGCAUCAGAGAGGUGCUGGCCAGAGAUCACAUGAAAGUUGCCUUCUUUGGCAGAACGAGCAAUGGCAAGAGUAGUGUCGUCAACGCCAUGCUGCGAGACAAGGUACUACCCACCGGGAUCGGUCACACCACAGACUGCUUCCUGUGUGUAGAGGGCAGCGAGACCAACGAGUCGUACUUACAGAUGGAUGAUUCCACGCAAAAGCUCAGCGUACAGAACGUCGGUCAGAUGGCCAAUGCGCUGUCCAAUGAGAGGAUAUGCGGCCAGAGCAGCAUAGUCAAAGUCUUCUGGCCCAAGUCACGAUGUCACCUGCUACAGAACGACGUGGUCCUCCUAGACAGUCCUGGCAUCGACGUGGAGCCUGACUUGGACCAGUGGAUUGACAAAUACUGCAUGGAUGCCGACGUGUUUGUGCUGGUGUCUAAUGCCGAGUCGACAUUGAUGAGAACGGAGAAGAGUUUCUUCCACAAGGUCAGUCAGCGAUUGUCCAAGCCCAACAUCUUCAUCCUGAACAACCGCUGGGACGCGUCGGCCAACGAACCUGAAAUGGAAGCAGUAAAGAAGCAACACUUGCAGCGGAAUAUUGAGUUCCUCGUGGAUGAGCUGAAGGUGGUGACCAGACAGCAGGCAGAGGACAGAGUCUUCUUUGUCUCGGCCAAAGAGGCCCUGAUCACUCGCAUCCCAAGACCCUCCCACACCCCGGACUCAAGCGGUCCUCUUGCCGAUGGCUUCCAGGCGAGACUCUUUGCCUUCGAGAACUUUGAAAGAAAGUUUGAGGAAUGCAUAUCACACUCGGCCGUGGUGACCAAGUUUGAGCAGCACGCCAAGCAGGGCAAACAGAUAGCAUCCUGCACACAGGACAUCUUGGAUGAAGCACUGCAACAGUCCUCAAAGAAAAGGGCAACGUGUAUAGAGAAACGCAAGGAGCAAACUGACCGUCUGCAAUACGUCACCUCCCAGCUGAAGAUACUAACGGGCGAAUGCAAAGAGAAGAUUAAAGACAUCGCUGAACAAGCAGAGACCAAGGUGUCGGCUGCCAUGACAGAUGAGAUCAGAAAGUUGUCGUUACUGGUGGAUCAGUUUGACCGGACCUUCCAGUCAGACCCGCUCGUCAUCAAGGUCUACAAAGAGGAGUUGCAGAAGCAUCUUGAGGCUGGCCUCGGUCGCAACCUGGAUGCCAGGUGUACGUCAGCUGUCAUGCAGGACGUACAACAGGUGCAAGAACAGAUGACAGAGCACAUGUCGGCCCUCCUCCCUGACGAAGCCAAGGACCAGUUCAGUCGUCUGCUCUUCCGGCGGGACUUUGGCCCCAGCUACCGGCUGGAGUGCCAGCACCUCUUUGCCGACUUCUCCGAGAACGUGGAGUUUCGGUUCUCCCUGGGCUUCACGUCACUCAUGAAUCGUUUCCUGGGACCCAAGAACACGAGGGUGGCCAUGGCUGGCUUUGCCAAUGUGAUUCCUCGUCCCUUAGCAUCUGUUGGAGUAGAAAGUGGGUCCCGAAGCCAGGAGGACAUGACGGUUGCCAUGGUAACGGGAUUGGCAUCGCUGACGUCUCGCACAUCCAUGGGGCUGAUGAUUGUUAUCGGCAUUGUCUGGAAGGCCGUGGGUUGGCGAGUCUUGGCAGUAGGGGGCGGUCUCUACUCCCUCCUGUACGUCUACGAGCGACUGACCUGGACCAACAAGGCCAAGGAGAGGACUUUCAAGCAGCAGUUCGUGCAGUACGCGUCUGAGAAGCUGAAACUGCUGGUCAACUUCACCGGCUCCAACCUCAGCCACCAGAUACAGCAGGAGCUGUCUACUACUUUCGCCCGCCUUUGCCUGGAGGUGGACAACCACACCAACGACUUGAAGAAAGAGCUGAUCAAGAUGGAGGACGAGAGCCAGAAACUGGAGGGCAUGAUGUCCAGGGCCAAAGUCCUUAGGAACAAGGCUGGUUGGCUGGACAGCGAGUUGGACCGCUAUAUCCAUAGCUACCUAAAGCACUGAGGCAUGGUCGGGUACCAGUCACAGGAUGCAUGCUUUUAAUAUAUACAACGAAAGCAUCGGGCAGAAGGAAUCAGAGUUUGACUGAAUGGAGAGAUCACUGCGAAUGGAGCAUCAGUGGGGUGUAAACAGUCACAUCUUGGCAAAGCUCUCUCUUUCUAGCAGUGGUUCUCUGAUUAGGUUGACCUUCUGGGAUGUCCCUGAUGUGACCCGACCUUUGAACUUUGACCCAGGUCAGCAGUAGAGUCUCCAGUCUCUGUCUGACCACAUGUUUGUUCCUUUAAUUUUUCAAACCCUCAUAUUUUGUACAUUGUGUACACAGUAGAUGAGGGGCAAAAUUUGAUUAACAAUGAAUUACACUGAACUGGAUUUCAUACAUAAUUCCUUGAAUAUGUCUCAUACUGUAUACACCUGUUCAUUUAGAUGUGGCCAUAAAUAGUAGGGGGAAAAUAAAGUGUGGUCUUUCAAAUUCAGCAGGUUUGUAUAGAUUCUCUACAUAUAUGGCCCCCUUGUGGUGGAAAUAUGAAUUUAAUUAUGGUUGAUGGCCCUCCGGUGCCAUUUUAUGCAUGUGGGUUCUGAUCCGCAUUGACGAAGCAUACAAAACCGAAUGGACAGGGUUUGUGCGCAAUAUUUUCUUGCAUACCCACAUGGACAUAUAAAAACUGAAUGAUACUGUCUUUAGCCAGACACUACACGGUGCCUGACUCUUGACGUGUGAACCAUUGGCCCACACACAGAGGGUUAAUGGGGAACUAUUACUGUAAAACUAAUACUUCUGUACUUUUUAAUCCAUUUGAAAUUGCAAACUCCCAUGUGUUUCAUUUUUGCAUCUGGGCACUUGGUCACUGUUAGGGCUGUCCUGAAUAUACGGAAUAUUCAAAUAUUCGAUCAUCAACCGAAUAUUCGAAUAGCUUUUUGCCGGUUUGAAUAUUCGAAAAGAACAACAAGUCUGCACAUGCACACACGACUAUUAAUCAUAAAGUUGCGUUUUUUAUUGUCAGAUGCCCAUUUUUGUUGAGGGUAACGUUUUGUCGAUGCCUAUUUAUUGGCCCCAUUCGUGUAGCUGGGUCCCUUGACAGAUAUACAGUACUUGAAAUACUCAAGUGGCCCAUAAUAUCCAUUGCCACAUGCAAAUUUGAACCGGUGUGCUUUGUAUGCAACUUUUUGACCAGCGAGGAAGGCAUCUGGCGUUUGUAAAAGUUGAUCGACGAGUUUAGAAUAUUCGAAUAUUCGGUCAGGUGCAGUUUCGAAUAAUUGAAUAAUCAAUUAUUCGAAAAUGGACAGGCUCACACUGAAGGAGGCCCCCAUUAAUGGCAGAAGCACUGUGCUAGCUGUUGUACAUAAUACAAUUAUAAUGAAAUGCAGCUAACACGACGUUUUAACCAUUGAAAGGGGUCUGUUUGUCUAUAAAUACGGUAUCCAACUGUCUAUAUUAUCGCCUUUUAUUCCUUGUACACGAAAGCCCCACGUGUAUAAACAUAUAAUCAUAUUACCAUAACAGUCGUCUGGCCUCGUAGUCAGAUCAUCUUACAUAAUGCCCAUAGUUGGUUCAUACUUAGGGUGCAUCCAUAGCUAUCAAUAUUUUCAAACUCUGGGGGAGGGGUUAAACGACCCAUGUACACUUUAGAAAUUUUGUAAAAAUGUUGUCCAAUAUUUUCGGUUCAGUAAUUUUCGUAAUCAUGGUAAUGGGCUUUCAGAAGAUCUUGAUACCUCAACUUGGCGAACUUCGAACGUCGCACCCUACAUUUCCCAUUCAGCUUCGUGCUAUGCGCCGGUGUCAAAAAUAAGCGAUACAGCCCUUUUCAGCCACAACAUUUGUAGCGACGAAUGUGCCUACGGCAAAUGUCUCGUGUGUCUCGUCUAUCUUCGAGACGUUAAUACUCCAUAUAUCUAAUCAGGGCGCUAUGAGUGAACUGUUAUAUGUUAAACCAGGAUAUCCUUGGUCUGCCAAAAAGAGUACGUUUUGUGCACUUUUGAAAAUUUUGAUAAUUAUGGAUGACUCUUAACUCUUAGAAAUUUGCACAUUUUAUUGAUACUUUUGAGAAAGGUCACGUAACACAAUACGUGAUGUGUAGAAUAUAACAUUUGUCCCAUCAAUUUUCAUUGCUGUAUUAUUUUAAAUUUAUGAAUACACAAUUCUUAGCUUGAAAUGCCAAAUAUUGUUUGCAAGAUUCUAUUCAUUUGAAUACUAUUGUGUAAUAUAUAUUGCAGUCCUUCAAUUUCCAAAAUGAAUGUCCGGUUAACAAAAAAAUGUGUUGCUUAAAAAUAGUUUUGUCUUGCCACUGUGUUAAUGUAAGAUUGUUUUGUCAUGUGGGCCUAGCCAGGCAUUGAUUUUAAAUUGUUGGUUCCUAGCGUCAACAAAGUAACGAUGAUGUUUUCAAUUGUCAAAUUCAAAAUCUCAAGUUGAAUGAAUUUGCUAAGAGUGUAACCUGAAACUCGUAUAAAUAUUGGCCUUAAGACAUCAUUGUAUGAUUUUUGACCGAAGGAAACAAAGCUGGAUUACCAUUAAACCAAUUACAGACAAUAAAACACAAUGUUACAAAACAAA
Messenger RNA from Patiria miniata (bat star), 4939 nucleotides. Its product is annotated as mitofusin-2-like. The coding region runs from base 1 to 2394 and encodes 797 amino acids. NCBI's taxonomy places the organism in Eukaryota, Metazoa, Echinodermata, Asteroidea, Valvatida, Asterinidae. The transcript has 19 exons. The record is from RefSeq and is a predicted model, not a curated record. Gene Ontology annotation, biological process: mitochondrion localization; mitochondrial fusion. Gene Ontology annotation, cellular component: mitochondrial outer membrane. Gene Ontology annotation, molecular function: GTP binding; GTPase activity.